Perca flavescens (yellow perch) is the source of this 1906-nucleotide messenger RNA. It is a transcript of the gene bnip1b, whose product is annotated as BCL2 interacting protein 1b. Gene Ontology annotation, molecular function: SNAP receptor activity. NCBI's taxonomy places the organism in Eukaryota, Metazoa, Chordata, Actinopteri, Perciformes, Percidae. The transcript is spliced from 6 exons. Gene Ontology annotation, biological process: retrograde vesicle-mediated transport, Golgi to endoplasmic reticulum. Gene Ontology annotation, cellular component: SNARE complex; endoplasmic reticulum. The record is from RefSeq and is a predicted model, not a curated record. Bases 27 to 719 code for a protein of 230 amino acids.
CUUUCCGUAGCCGUACAAAAACAAACAUGGCGUCUUCUGCGGAUGUUCACGUCCGAAUUUGUGGACAAGAAAUAAUAAAAUAUGAUCUAGAAAUCAAGGCUCUCGUCCAGGACAUUAGGGAUUGCCCUGGACCUCAGUCAACUCUCAUGGAGCUCAACUCUCAGGUCAAACAGAAGCUCAACAAGCUCAGACUCAGAAUACAGGAUCUGGAGCAGAUGGCCAGAGAGCAGGACAGAGAGACGGACAGACUGGCCAUCCAGGCAGAGACAGAGAGCCAGCGAAAGCAAAUGCUGAGUAACCAAACAGCGUGGAGGAAAGCUAACCUGGCAUGUAAACUAGCCAUAGACAACACGGAGAAGGACGAGCUGCUGCAUGGAGUAGAAAACCACAGCACCAGACAGAGGAAGGCGACCAAAGAAAGCCUAGUAGAAACCAGUAGCAGCAUCACAGAGAAUCUGAUGUCUAUGAGCAGGAUGAUGGCUGAACAGGUGAAGCAGAGCGAGGAUACCAUUGGCACGCUGGCCACCUCCUCCAGGACGGUGCAGGAAACCAACGACGAGUUUAAAAGCAUGACAGGAACAAUCCACCUGGGGAGGAAACUGAUCCUCAAGUACAACCGGCGGGAGCUGACAGACAAGCUGCUCAUCUUCCUCGCUCUGGCCCUCUUCCUCGCCACCGUCCUCUACAUCCUUAAGAAACGUAUCUUCCCCUUCAUUUAGCUUGAUGAAUUUAGCUAAAGAAUGCACCCAGGGUUCAGGAAGAAUGUUUUCCACUUAAUUUCACUCAGCAGAAAGUUACCGCAAGGAUUUUAGCAGGUAUGAAGUCAAAGCUGGACUACAUGGAAAGUUAGAAAAAGUCCUGAGAUUGGACUGCCGCACAUAGUGUCAAGUGAAAACCUUUUCAUCUUGUGUAGCACCCUUUAUUUAGCUUGAACAAUAUGCAAUAUGUGGGUUUAUAAAAUGGGUAUGAAGGGUAAACUGUAUCUGGUAUUGCGAUGAGGUUUCUUGCAACAACAAUGAAAGGGUUAAAGCCUUUGCAUGCUUUAAACAAACUUGUGGUGUUCAACCAUGUCUAAAGGCAAAAGUUGUUAUACUUUUUGCAAAUGGCAGCAUUUGAAGCAAGGGCGAAGAAGCCACCUGUCAUAGCCUCACCCCCCUAUGUCUAAGAACUGUGGCUUUUGAGUGACUCGAAGGCUUUCACGGUGCUGCAUGAAAAGUGACCGCAGUAGAGCACUUUGAGAGAAGUUCAAAUCCUGCCUACUUUCACACCUCUGCAUACCUGAUCCGACGCUGCACAAAGUGACUGUUUAGAAAAACACUUUGAAGCAUACUAAGGCAUUAAUAUUUCAUCUGGCAUUAAGAACUAACCAGGGUCAAAGCCAUAGUGUGCAAUAACCCUCACUUUGUUUACUUUUUGUAAAAUUACAAUCUGUGUGUGUGUUCAACUGAGAAAGUGUGCAUGUUUGUCUGCUUUCACCAUUGUUAGUUACUGGGGAGUUUACUUUGUGCCUUUAUUCCUUCGGUCGUCCAGACGACAGAUUUAGAAAUCUGAUUACUCAAUGAUCCUUUAAAGGGCGUCUGCCAUGUUGAGUCAAAGACUGUGUGAAUGCUAACCAAUGUUUGUUAGAAUAAAGGUGAAUAUUUCCAAUAUUUUGAGGGAUACAUUGUUGUGAGGCAUUGCCACAGAUGCGCCAGUAGGUGGCAGGAUACCUAACCUUUAAUACCAUCAGAGAUGCUGUACUGUAAAUUUGUGUGAAGAACUAUUUUACAGCACAGGGCUGACUAAUUAACACACUUCUCUUUCCCCAGUGAUGCCAUUGCAGUUUAUUUAACUUCAAUCAAAAUGCUUACAAAUGUUUGUUUUUUUAGAUUAAUUUUAAUAAAAAUUUACAAAACAUAGCUUGAAA